Globicephala melas (long-finned pilot whale) is the source of this 3655-nucleotide messenger RNA. It is a transcript of the gene DDN, whose product is annotated as dendrin. NCBI's taxonomy places the organism in Eukaryota, Metazoa, Chordata, Mammalia, Artiodactyla, Delphinidae. The record is from RefSeq and is a predicted model, not a curated record.
GGGGUGGGGCAGGAUGCUGGAUGGCCAGCUCUUCUCCGAGGGGCCCGAUAGCCCCCGGGAGCUCCAGGAUGAGGAGUCUGGCAGCUGCCUCUGGGUGCAGAAAUCAAAGCUGCUGGUGAUCGAAGUGAAGACUAUUUCCUGUCAUUAUAGUCGCCGCGCCCCUCCUCGACAGCUCAUGGACUUCCAGGCCAGCCACUGGGCCCGCGGGCCCCAGAGCCGCACGUGUGGGCCGCGCCUGGGAUCCCCUGAGCCGCCGCCCCGCCGGCCCUGGGCCUCCAGGGUGCUGCAGGAGGCGACCAACUGGCGGGCGGGGCCCCCGGCCGAGGCCCGAGCCCGGGAGCAAGAGAAAAGGAAAGCGGCAUCGCAGGAGCGGGAGGCCAAGGAGACUGAGCGAAAAAGGCGCAAGGCUGGUGGGGCCCGAAGGAGUCCCCCUGGUCGGCCCCGCCCGGAGCCUCGGAACGCCCCUCGGGUGGCCCAGCCUGCAGGGCUCCCAGCUCCCUCACGGCCGGAGCGCCUGGGGUCCGUGGGGCGACCGCCCCGUCCAUCCGCGCAGCCGCAGAGCAAUCCAGGGGCGGCGUGGGCGGGGCCCUGGGGAGGUCGGCGGCCAGGGCCUCCCAGCUACGAAGCUCACCUGCUGCUGAGAGGUGCUGCCGGAAUGGCCCCGCGACGCCGCUGGGACCGGCCGCCACCCUACGUGGCUCCACCCUCUUACGAAGGCCCCCACAGGACCCUGGGGACUAAGCGAGGACCCGAGCCCUCGCAGGCGCCCGCCUCUUCAACCUCUGCUCCGACCAGGACAGAGGGAGGGUGCACAAAGAAGAGGCUAGAUCCUCGGAUCUACCGGGACGUCCUAGGGGCCUGGGGUCUCCGUCAGGGCCGGGGUCUCCUGGGGGGAUCCCCAGGCUGUGGAACAGCCAGGCCAAGGCUGGAGUCCGGUAAGGUGGCCGCGGAGAGAAGCCUGAGGCUGGCUGCUGCUGGCCUGAAGAGUGGUAGCGACGGACAUCCCCAAGCCAAAGCUGCUGGGAACCCAGGCACGGAGACAGUUCCUGCGGGGUCUGCACCUGCCACUCCCAGCCCCCCGCGUCCUGCUCCCAGGUCCAGGCCCCAUCCCAAGGGCUCCGGGGAAGGGAGAGAACAGAGCUGGCUCCCCAAGUGCUGGAUGCCCUCCGUUAAAAAGCAGCCUCCCCGACAUAGCCAGACCCUCCCCAGACCCUGGGCUCCGGGAGGCACGGGAUGGAGGGAGUCCCUGGGUCAUAGAGAGGAGGCCGGACCCGAGACCUUGGAGGGUUGGAAGGCGACCCGCCGCCCCCACACCCUGCCACGAAGCUCCCGUGGCCCGGCUCGUGGGGAAGGUGUCUUUGUCAUUGACGCCACUUGCGUGGUGAUACGGUCCCAGUAUGUUCCGACCCCUCGAAACCAGCAUGUGCAGCUUUUGCCCGCUGGGGUGCCGCGCCUUGUGGGGAAUGCCCCCACCCAACUGAAGCCCAACAAGGAGGAGGGAGAGGGGGCCGCGGUCCUUCCCUCCCCUUGCCGAAAGCUGCUGUUGAGCAGUCGCCCUUCACAGCAGCCCGGUGGGGGACGUGGGCUCGAAGCUGAGGGCGGGACGUCCGCGGACUCCUCACUGGAGGAGCGCGCCUCCCGCAUCUUGGGGCUCCCGGUCGGCGAAGUAAACCUGCAGGAUGCCCCCACGCAGCCAGGUAGCCCAGAGCACUCAGCCUUAGGCCCAGCGGCUUCGGGAGGCGCGCGCCGUGCCGAGGGCUCGGAGGAAGUGGCUGCGGUCCUGCGGCGCGCAGGCCGGGGCUGGGCGCGGACCCCGGGGCCCUAUGCCGGGGCCCUGCGGGAAGCCGUGUCUCGCAUCCGCCGCCACACCGCCCCGGACUCCGACUCGGACGAAGCUGCGGAGCUCAGCGUCCAUAGCAGCUCUUCUGAUGGAAGCGACACAGAAGCCUCGGGCGCCUCCUGGCGGAACAAGCGGACCGGGCCCCCGGAAGGCGGGAAGGCAGCCGAGCUGAGCGACAAUAUCGGAGAAAUUCUAGAUGUCAUCAGCCGAACCGAGGAGGUCCUCUUCGGGGGCGAGGGACACUAAGGGGACCCCACAGGGAAAUAGGGAGCGACAGUGAGAGGGCCUUUAUUGUAUUUGUGUCCCCUUUCUUCCUCACAGACUUCCCUGUACCUCUUACCUAUACCCGUUCCCAUACUCAAAAUAGAAGGCGCACAGAUGAAAGGGAGCAUAUGUCAAUUCAUGAUUUUUUUUUUUUUCAGGAGAGGUGAGGGUGCGCAGUAGACUUUAACGUUUGGUAGGGUCUUCAGGGCACUCGGGUAAGGUCUCAGCAGGGGCCGACGCACUAGGCAUGGAACUGAGCAGAGAGGCCUAGGCAGGAUAAGGCAGGAGGACAGGGAUGGGAUAGUCAUAGGGCAACUUCAGGGCAGGGCCUCUGGGCAGGAGGGGGAAGGUGAUGGAGAGGCUUCGGACUGAGGUGACCAGGUGACGGAGAGGCCCUUGGCAGAAGAGGAGGGGCUCUUGGCAGAAGCCGCCAGCAAAGCAGGAAGAGGACUCACUUUGGUGUCACAGGUUUUGGCUUCCAAUCCCAACUCUGACACUGGUUGGCUGGGUGACCUUCGGCAAGUCGCCUCCCCUCUCCAGGCCCUGUAAUAUGUAAAACAAGGGAGUUCUAACGUCCAUCCCUGAUGUUUUGGAGUCCUUGGGGAGGCAUUUAUCUACUCCUCCCCUGCCCAAGCCAAUACAGUUAGGAAUAAGUGAACAGAGUCUGAGCGUCCCUGGGUGGCUUCUUUGACACCUGCAUUCACUCUCAAUUCAAGAGACUGUGCAGUGUUUGCAGAAGAGCCGAGUAAGUGGGCAAGGGCUCCUAUUCCAGUCUCAGGUUUAGGCGUAGGAUCCCCAAGGCAGUGCAGGGUGGUGGCCUUGUCACUGUCCCUGGUUUGUGGUGGUCUGAGCUGAGCAGCUUGGGACUUUUUUAGGCCUUCCCCUUUUCCUCCUCCCCAGUGUUCCUUAGUGAUGCUCUGAAUAGUUACCACGAUUUCCCACUCAGGUGGUAUCACCCAUCUGAAAGAACCCUGAGAAUGUCUUGCAUGUCUGCCUCUUCCAGAAACCAGCCAGGGAAGGAAGAGGGAGGCUGGUCCCCAAAAGCCUGUAGGUGUGGGGUGUGAUACUCGCUGUAGCCACUAUGGGGCGCGCGCAGGUCGCGGAUUUCCCUGGUAGCUAGUCCGCGAGUCCCUCCAACCCCGGCACUGCCAGUUAAUCAAUUGCUCCCUAGUUACUGCGCGCGGGUCCCCCGCCUUGCUGUCUCCAGUCUUGCGAGAUCGGGAGCAGGCCUCUGGCCUUGCAGACCUCUGGAGCGCGCGGAGCCCCUCUUUGUACUACUAUCCACACCAAACGGCUUGGGACCCAGACACUGAAGUAUUUUUUUUUCUUCGAUCUCGGGCACCUCUUCUGUCUCUAUUUACUAGCCAUGUGAACUUGGCCAAAUCACUUCACCUCCCUGAGCCUCAGUUUCCUCAUCCGUCAAAUGGGGGUUUAUAAACACCUACCUCGCAGGGUUGUUGUGAGGACUUAAUGCGAUAAUGUAUGUAAAGCGCCUUGCACAGUGCCUGGUACACAGCAGGCGCUCAAUAAAUCUAAGCUUCCCUUUGUCCA